AUGACGCGCAGCUUCGGCGACGAUGAAUUACAACGCCUUUACGAAAAAGCGGAGUUUAAUAGAGAGCACAAGGAGGUAAAGAAAAUCGAGAAAAGAAUUAGAAGUUUAGUUGACGAAAUCUCUGCCCACAUAGGCUGCGAGGAUCCACUUUUUAAGAACUUUGUAAUCCCCAGCGGAAGUUUUUAUGAAGAUCUUAAAGUUGAAGGACCCGAUGAAUUCGAUUUUAUGAUUUGUUUGGAGGAGCUUUCCAAUCCUGGUGUUUGUGUUACGAAGGAUAUUGCCAUGAGACCGGUUCCCGAUCCCGGCUACGUAGAUGUUCAGAUGUCCAACAAAGAUUAUCGUAAUCGGUGGCAAAGGUAUAUUUCCAGGCGAGGAAAUCUCAAACCUGAUGUUCUCUUGAGAAGAUUUAAACAACUCAUCGAGGAAGCCAUAGCUAAGCGAAAGCGGUCUUCCAGGGAUGAGUUAGAUGAAUAUGUCAAUAUUCAGCACAGAAAAAUCCCGAUAACGAUCAAGGUUACAUGGCAUGGCAAGGAGUACUUGAACUAUGAAGUAUCUGUGGAUUUAACUCUGUGUAUCAAAAUGUCAGGAUGGCCGGACACUUCAGAUAUAAGGGAACGAGUCAGCAGGAGUCACCCUGGAUAUGAAGCGUUCAGAGAGGCUGUAGCUGAGGGUUAUCAUCUCGUGGCGUCAACUAUUGGAGAAUCCGGCAAGGCUCGGCCAUGUUGGCGUUUAUCGUUUUCAAUUCCCGAGGGAGUUAUACUCAAGCACAUCUGCAAGAAUCCGAACCUCAUUAAUAGCGUGACGCUUAAGGUUCUCAAGGUGUUGCGGAAGGAAAAUGAGGCUUUUUUAUGUCUUUUUGAAAGCCCUGGUGACAAGUUGGCGUCUUUCCACAUAGCAUGGGUGUUCCAUUCGUAUGUAUUAAAGACAAUGUUGUUAAGGGAAUGGACUGAUUUUCCGGAAGAUUCAUAUUGGACCAAAGAUCAACUAGGAAAACGAGUGAAGAGCAUUUUGGAAAGGAUUCGAAGUAGUGUGGUUCGCAAAGACAUUCAAAGUUUCUGGGUUCCAGGUUAUAAACUUUUUAAUUUCCGAGCAAGAAAGCCAACCAACACGAAACAUUGCGUGAACAACCUUGGCAUUCUUUUAGAUAAACUAGAUCUUUCUAAGUCAUGUAAGCAUGUCGCAGAAUUCAGUGUCCCUAAAUAUACCCCUAAGUCACCAAUAGAUAUAGAAACAGUAGAUCCUAUGGUACGAAACAUUGCGUGAACAACCUUGGCAUUCUUUUAGAUAAACUAGAUCUUUCUAAGCCAUGUAAGCAUGUCGCAGAAUUCAGUGUCCCUAAAUAUACCCCUAAGUCACCAAUAGAUAUAGAAACAGUAGAUCCUAUGGAUCCUGUGGAUUUUGUAGAACCUACAGAUUUUGCAGAUCCUGAAGAUUUUGUAGUAGAUUUUGCAGAUCCUGAAGAUUUUGCAGAUCUUGAAGAAUUUGCAGAUCCUGAAGAUUUUGUAGUAGAUUUUGCAGAUCCUGAAGAUUUUGCAGAUCUUGAAGAUUUUGUUGAUCCUUCAGAUUUUGCAGAUCCUGAAGAUUUUGUAGAUCCUAUAGAUUUUGCAGAUCCUGGAGAUUUUGUAUAUCCUGAAGAUUUUGUAGAUCCUUCAGAUUUUGCAGAUCCUGAAGAUUUUGUAUAUCCUGAAGAUUUUGCAGAUCCUGAAGAUUUUGUAUAUCCUGAAGAUUAUUUUUAG
Molecule: messenger RNA, 1736 nt
Organism: Porites evermanni
Lineage: Eukaryota; Metazoa; Cnidaria; Anthozoa; Scleractinia; Poritidae
Source: the annotation of a GenBank genome assembly